Molecule: messenger RNA, 3081 nt
Organism: Styela clava
Lineage: Eukaryota; Metazoa; Chordata; Ascidiacea; Stolidobranchia; Styelidae
Source: RefSeq, a predicted model, not a curated record
UUAAGCGAUUUGAUUGAAUUAAAUCAAUUUCAGUAGUAUUAGUUUAAUCUGAGUCAUUAAGUAGUCCAAUAUGGCGAAGUUCAUGGUUGUAUUACUAUCUCUCACUUCAGUGGGUAUGCUCGCUUCUUGUGACAUACCCAAUGUUUUCGAGUUUUGUACUGCUCUCAUGUCCGACAAACAAAACUCUUGCAGUAAGGCAACAUGUCAAGGAAGGCCAGGCAAGAGAGGACCAGUUGGCCCCAAAGGAAACAAAGGUGUGAAGGGUGACACAGGCGCAACAGGGACAUCGGUAGCACUUGAAGCAAGAGUAAAACAACUAGAAGAUACAAUUGCCAUGAUGAAGAAAGUCUUCACACCGAAUCAGAAACUUGAAUUUUGCGCAAUGGGCAUGAAGUCCAGAGACAUUGCGGAUGCAGAUAUUUCAACCUCUUCCGAUUGGGAAAGUUUUCAUCAUGGACAAUAUGGAAGAUUAGAUGAACAGCCUGCAUCAAACCCAACUUCAUAUGGAUCAUGGAUUUCUCGAAAACCCCGAAUCGGAGAUUGGAUUCAAAUCGAUUUAGGAAUGCCUAAAGCGGUGUCUGGAGUUGUAACACAAGGUAGACCAACAAGUUAUGAUCAAUGGGUGACUUCGUAUAAAAUCAAGUGCGGAAAUUUUACAAAUAGUUUCCAAACCAUCAUGGAAAAUAAUCAAGAGAAGGUAUUUCAAGGAAAUAAUGACCGAAAUACUAAAGUCACAAAUAUAUUUCCCAAUCCAGUGGUUUGCCGCUACGUGCGACUCUAUCCACAGCGUUGGCAUGUACAUUUAAGCAUGAGAAUGGAAAUACUUCGUGGAGAAUGCUACGAUUUCUCCAAUAUGGGUAAGUUCGUGGUUGUGUUACUAUCCCUCACUUCAGUGGGUAUGCUCGCCUCCUGUGACAUACCCAAUGUUUUUGAGUUUUGCACUGCUCUCAUGUCUGACAAACAAAACUCUUGCAAUACGGCAACAUGUCAAGGAAGGCCAGGCAAGAGAGGCCCAGUUGGCUCUCAAGGAAACAAAGGUGCGAAAGGUGACACUGGCGCAACAGGGACAUCGGAAGCACUUGAAGCAAGAGUAAAACAAUUAGAAGAUACAAUUAUCAUGAUGAAGAAAGUCUUCACACCGAAUAAGAAACUCGAAUUUUGCGCAAUGGGCAUGAAGUCCAGAGACAUUGCGGAUGCGGAUAUCUCAACCUCUUCCGAUUGGGAAAGUUUUCAUCAUGGACAAUAUGGAAGAUUAGAUGAACAGCCUGCAUCAAACCCAAAAUCAUAUGGAGCAUGGAUUUCUCGGAAACCUCAAAUCGGAGACUGGAUUCAAAUCGAUUUAAGAAUGCCUAAUGCGGUUUCCGGAGUUGUAACACAAGGUAGACCAGCAAGUUAUGAUCAAUGGGUGACUGCGUAUAAAAUCAAGUGCGGAAAUUCUACAAACAAUUUCCAAACUAUCAUGGAAAAUGAUCAAGAGAAGGUAUUUCAAGGAAAUAAUGACCGAAAUACUAACGUCACCAAUAUAUUUCCCAAUCCAGUGGUUUGCCGCUACGUGCGACUCUAUCCACAGCGUUGGUACGGACAUUUGAGCAUGAGAAUGGAAAUACUUCGUGGAGAAUGCUAUUCCAAUAUGGCGAAGUUCAUAGUUGUAUUACUUUCCAUCACUUCAUUGGGUAUGCUCGCUUCUUGUGACAUACCCAAUGUUUUCGAGUUUUGUACUGCUCUCAUGUCCGACAAACGAAACUCUUGCAGUAAGGCAACAUGUCAAGGAAGGCCAGGCAAGAGAGGACCAGUUGGCCCCAAAGGAAACAAAGGUGUGAAGGGUGACACAGGCGCAACUGGGACAUCGGUAGCACUUGAAGCAAGAGUAAAACAACUAGAAGAUACAAUUGCCAUGAUGAAGAAAGUCUUCACACCGAAUCAGAAACUUGAAUUUUGCGCAAUGGGCAUGAAGUCCAGAGACAUUGCGGAUGCAGAUAUUUCAACCUCUUCCGAUUGGGAAAGUUUUCAUCAUGGACAAUAUGGAAGAUUAGAUGAACAGCCUGCAUCAAACCCAACUUCCUAUGGAGCGUGGAUUUCUCGAAAACCCCGAAUCGGAGAUUGGAUUCAAAUCGAUUUAGGAAUGCCUAAAGCGGUGUCUGGAGUUGUAACACAAGGUAGACCAACAAGUUAUGAUCAAUGGGUGACUUCGUAUAAAAUCAAGUGCGGAAAUUUUACAAAUAGUUUCCAAACCAUCAUGGAAAAUAAUCAAGAGAAGGUAUUUCAAGGAAAUAAUGACCGAAAUACUAAAGUCACAAAUAUAUUUCCCAAUACAGUGGUUUGCCGCUACGUGCGACUCUAUCCACAGCGUUGGCAUGUACAUUUGAGCAUGAGAAUGGAAAUACUUCGUGGAGAAUGCUACGAUUUCUAUUGAGAAAUCAGUCAAGAUUUUGAUUUGAAUUUGAAUCAAAGUGAAACAAAACCAAAGUGUGAAUUUUGUUAUUCCAAUACUCUACGGACAACUUUUUUUAUCUUGACUUGUUGUGAUGUCAUGGGCACUGCUAGACGAACACUACACUGAAAAGUCACACACUUUUAUAGCGUAAGUGGAUACUUUCUUGAACUUGCUCCCAUAUUUAAGAUAAUUGUAACCAUCAAGAUGUGCUUAUAUUUCAAAAUAUAUUUCCUAAUAACUAACUGCCUUAAUUACGUAUCCCGGCGUACAUGGCCACUAUCAUACCGCGCGGCCUCAAAAGCAAUAUUCUUGUAGGGUUCCACGACGCUGACUGUGGUCAGACUGCUGUUAUGUUACUAUACUGUUGCCCAUGGUUACCCUGGUUGUGCCUGGAGUCUCUUUUUUUGUUACGGUUUUGGAUUUUCUUGGACAUUCUUUCCUUCACUGCUUAAAUGUGUUCGAUUUAUUCUAUUUUACUUGUAUCAAAGUUAGACAUUUAUCACAGGUGUCGCUGCUAGAUAACCAACAUUGUUUUUUUCGCGUCACCCUUCACCAUGAAAUGCCUUUAUUUAUGUUUUCUCUAAUUUUUGUUCGCAUUACGUGUAUGUUUCAUGUUGGUGAAAAAUAAACGACUGACUGACUGACUG